Molecule: messenger RNA, 3563 nt
Organism: Panthera uncia (snow leopard)
Lineage: Eukaryota; Metazoa; Chordata; Mammalia; Carnivora; Felidae
Gene: CCDC30
Product: coiled-coil domain containing 30
Exons: 21
Coding region: 1005-3401 (798 amino acids)
Source: RefSeq, a predicted model, not a curated record
GGCACCUGCAGCUGGCAGCGGAGCAGCGGUGGAGGAGUCGUGCGACUCGGGACUCCCCAAAAGACAAUUUCCGACCUGGUUCCUGAGGUUCCCCCUGUUCCCGCUUCAGCCCCGAGGAGGAAAGCGCCUAGUCCCCGUCCCUUUUCAGCAUUCUACGUCUUUCCCGCUCGUCUCCCCAGUAUGGCCUGAAACAGGAGAGCCUGUCGCAGCUCUGCCUUUGUAGUCGCGGGCUGGAGUGAAACCGCCUGAAGAAGGGCUCGUCCGUCUCCUGGGACCCAGCCGCCCCAGGCCUUCAGGAUUAGGCUGCCUGUCUUAGAGAGAGCUUGGAACCCCGUCAGUCAGCUAGGCGGGCGUUCCUUUUCCCACCGCCCAGGCGAAGACUCGGCCCUGCACCGACAACCGCGCCUGAAGGUCCCGGCCCGGACGAAGUCUUCGGAGCCACGGCUUCCCCUGGUUGUAGGCUGUUUUCUGCCUUUUCGCCUUAUGUUCAUCAUGCGGAACCUUAAUUCCCGAUGAAGCUCUGGAGGCCUUUUGUAUCUUCAGCCUCAGACGUCAUCAAGUCAGUUACUUUCUGCCUUUGCAGCUACAACCUCAUCCAUUUCUCUCAUCACCCAGAGUGCCAGUUUUCUCAUCCUGCUCAUUCCACAGCCAUUUUCACCCUUUCUUGUCCACGCUGCGCGUCACUGAAUGUCCAUUCGUCUCCACCACCUCUGCCAUCUAUAGACCACCUCCCUCUGCUUUCCUACUACAAUGCUUUGGGUAGCUAACUAUUCCACAUUCUGCAGCUCUGGGAUCAUUUGGAAGAUUUUCUCUGUUUCUCUGCACUGUGGCAAGCUUCCUGUCUUGGGUAAACUAGAGACUAACAUGGAGAAGCGCACAUUGAUAGAUCUGGAGCUUCACAGAGAUGGAUUAUUAUUUAAUGCUAACAAUCCCAUGAGAAUGAAGACAGGCUGAGCACUGCUACCAGAAAUUUAGAAGAGCUUACAGUGAAGCACACGGAAGCAAUGAAAGAAUUAAGAAAUUCAGAUUGCUUGGAAAUCACUCUGCUGUGUUUCAUCAUCUCAGCUCAGAUGGAAAAGUAUGCAAACCAUGUCCAUACCUUAACAGAGGAAAGAGAAACAUUGUCUCACGGUUGUGAAAAGGAAAACAAACAGUUUAGACAUGAGGUUAAAGUGCUCCAACCGAAACAGGAAGUGCAAAUAAAAGAGGUUGAAGAAAUGUUGUAUCAAGAGGGCUUAUCUGAAAUAGCUCUGAGCAGCCCCAGUGAACAGAUUGCAUACUUACUGGUAGAAAGAAGUACACUCUUGCAGAAACUGGAAGCCCGGGGCCCAAAGCCAGAGUCACAAAGGUGUAUGACCAGUAAAUUCCUGAAAGAACAUCCCCAGGAAAACUUUGAACAAAACCACCAGCCUUUGCGGAGAGAACAGGAGAAACAUCAGGAACAUGUGCAGCAGUCUAAAAAAAAUCUGAGAGAGUCCCACAAUGAAGACCUGGAAAAAGAUAAAACAUCACAAAACUGCCUAGAGAGAAAUGCAGAACAAGUAGCAGAGAGGUUGGGGAUGGCCCAAGAAGAAAUCCGAAGGCUCACUGAUGAGCUACAAGGGAAGGAGAAAGAACAGAGUAAAUUAGACUCUGCACUUAAGAAGGCUCAACUAGAAAUAGAACACUUGAAAGAAAAUUUGAUAAAGCUGAAAGAGAAUGAUUCAAUUGACCUACAGAAAGCAAAGGAACAUAAUCAGAGACUGGAUGAAGAAAUUCUGGCUUUAAGAAAUCGGGUUCGAUCACUUGACUCAGAAAAAAAAGCGCUUGGAGAAGUAGUUGAAAGGCUCAAAGGAAAGAUUCAUGAAUCUCAAGAGAAUAAGCAACUUGGAAACCACUCCCCUGGGAAAACUGUGGGUGCUGAACAGAGAGAACAGUAUCCAUCAUCUGGAGAAAAACAGAAAUACCAGCAGCAAGAGGAUGUACAACAGCUUCGCCAGAAUUUACACCGGCUCCAGAUUCUGUGCAGCUCAGCCGAAAAAGAGCUCCGGUAUGAGCGAGGAAAGAAUUUGGACUUAAAGCAGCAUAAUAGCUUACUUCAGGAAGAAAGCAUUAAGAUCAAAAUUGAACUAAAGCAGGCCCAGCAGAAGUUAUUAGAGGGUACAAAGAUGUGCUCUUCACUCACGGCAGAAUGGAAGCACGGUCAGCAGAAAAUCAGGGAACUGGAGCUGGAGGUACUUAAACAGGAUCAGAGCAUUAAAUCACAGGACAACCUGAAGGAAAAGCUGGCUCAAGAGAAAUCAAAAGUCGCUGAUGCAGAGGAAAAGAUUUUGGAUCUGCAGCAGAAAUUAGAACAUGCUCAUAAAGUCUAUCUCACAGACACUUGUAUUUCGGGACAGAAGCAACUAGAGGAAAGGAUAAAGGAAGCACUAGAAAAUGAAGCUAAGACAAAGCAACUAUAUGAGGAGGAACAACAGAAGAGGAAACUCAUAGAUCAGAAUGUAAAUGAGCUACAAAAGCAAGUGAGAAUCUUACAAGAUAAAGGGAAUCAACUGGAAAUAACCAGUUCUCAGCAACAAUCCAGAAUUCAGCAACAGGAGGCCAAACUUAAAAAAUACUUGGAAAACAAGAAAGAAAAAUCGGAUGAGCAUCUCAAGAGCAACGGAGAACUGUCGGAAAAGCUGUCCAAGUUGCAGCAAGAGAAGGAAGCACUGCGUAAAGAAUAUGCGCAACUUCUGAAGCAGAUGGAUGCCCAUAUGAGAAACUUCAAUGAGAAGCAUCACCACCACAAAGUCAAGCUUCGCCGAGUCAAGAACCUUUUACUUCAGGAAGUAGAACUGCGAGACAAGAGAAUUGAGCAUUUGGAAAAUGAAGUCAGAAUCCUGCAGCACCAAGUGGAAAAGGAGAAGGCAUUCCAGGACAAGAUCAUUGCUCAAAAUGAUUUACUGCUCCUAGAGAAAAGGAGCCUUCUGGAAAAACUCACAGAGAAAGAAGAAUUGAUCAACAGCAAUAAAGGGGUAAUAUCUUCAGUCCAGAACAAAGUACUUCUCCUGGACAAAGAAAAUAAGCAUUUGCAGGAAACCAGUCUCUGGCUCAAACACCAGGUUGGCUUCUUAGAGAGUAUCAUAAAGAACAUCCAGAUUAGCAGAAAAGAGGAGACAAAAAUUAGUAACAUCCCUGAAUUUGAAGUAUUUUAUAAAAUCUUGCCCCUUCCAAACUCCAGUUUUUCAGGAACAGGUUUGGUAGAGUCAGAUGGAAGUCUUCAAGGGCUUGAAGAAAAUAAGUCAGAAGAAGCAACGCCAAACCCCAAGUCCUCCAAGUCUCUUUCAUGUUCACAGAAUUCUAAAGCUGGAUAUGUAAAUGUGCCUUUUCUUAAAGAGACACAUUGCAUCGUAGAACAAGACGAGAAGUCAGAGCUAUAAAAUCAUUGGUGGCUAAACUAGGCUGAUCAAAGCUGCUAACUUAAAGCUUGGGCAUGAAGGUGGAACAUGACAUGGAGAACAGUUACCACAGAUCCUCAUGGGACAUCAACCAGGAGCCUUCAGUAUUACUGAUAAAUUCAUUAAACCAGUUGUAAAAAUGGA